GUGUCGAUGAAUCCUGUCAUUGUUGUGAAUGAGUACACUUAGCCCGUUGUUUGAAAUUUGUCUGUAGCCAACAUGGCGGACGACCUGGACGUUGAUAUCGAAGGAGACGAAUAUGAUGCUAAAUUGGGUGGCUUUGGUGAGGGAGCAGCGCUACUCCAGAACCAGCACCCGCAGUCAGCAUGGAAGAACAAUACUGGAGACUUGCCAUGGGGACUAGACAGCUCCAUCAGUGCAGAGAACAUGCUGCUGGAGGAACAGUAUUAUUUGACAGGUAAAGAGAUGUCCAAGAGUGUGUGGGCCAACUCGGCUAACUGCAAGCCUAAACCCAAAGUGAAGAAGUCUCCUGCUAAGCCUUCAAGUUCAGGCUCCUCCACAGCCACUCGCUGGUCUCAGCAGGAGAAGGAGCUGUUUGAGACAGGACUGGCUCAGUUUGGCCGUAGGUGGACUAAGAUCUCCAAGCUGGUAGGCAGUCGGACCAUUCUACAGGUGAAGAGCUACGCCAGACAGUACUUCAAACACAAGGCUAAAUCAGAGUGCAAUACUACUGCAGUGGCAACCCCUGCAGCCCCCCUGGUUUUAGGCCAGGUCCCAGAAGCAGGGUCAACAGUGUUCACCUCUGGCCUGUCUGUCCCCACCCACCUGUCAGCUCUGACCAACACUGUCCGGAUAGAGAGACUGGGAGACGAAGAGGAAGAGGAGGUGGACAUAACUGAUGACUUCAGCGAUGAGGGAAGUAGUGGAGGAGGAAAUGGAGGAGAAAGAAAUAUUGAGGGAAAUGUUGAGGACCUCCAGGCUGGAGUUAGGACUGAGACACAUGAGCCUGGAGGGCCAGAGGAGCUGGACAACCAUGGAGAGAUCCACCAGGUGCAACCCUACCAGACACACCCCAGGCUGGAAGAGACGGAUCAGGAGCAGCCUAACUGUAGCCCUCCAUCUCCCCUCACAGCUCCAUGCCCAGCAGAGCAGGCCCCCAGCGGACAGUGUGAGGGGGGAACUGCUGAGCCCCUGAGGGACCCAGUGGAGUCUGGAGAGGAGACAGGGGGGUCUGGGUGGCAAGAGGCAGGGGAGGAGUUUGAAGAGGAGGAGCUUACAGCCCCCGAGCAGGAAGCGGAGCUGGACCUGGCGAAUAUCACUGAGGAGGAGAAACAAGCUAUCCCAGAAUUCUUUGAGGGACGGCCAUCCAAAACCCCAGAGAGAUACCUGAAGAUCAGGAACUACAUGCUGGACCAAUGGUACACAAUCACAACCAAUCAGAGACCUCAAGGUUUCACUUUCAACAUGCUUUUUGUGUUUGUUUGUCUCAGGUUGAAGAGUAAGCCCAAGUACUUGAACAAGACGUCAGUGCGUCCUGGUCUGAAGAACUGUGGAGAUGUCAACUGUAUUGGCAGAAUACACACCUACCUGGAGCUGAUAGGAGGCAUCAACUUCAACUGUGAUCAGGCAGUGUAUAACCGUCCCAGGUUGGUGGAUCGUUCUAAACCCAGAGAGAGCCGAGACACUCUGGAAUACCAGCUGGCCCAAAGACUACAGAGCAUGCGGACCAGGAAGCGUCGUGUGAGGGACAUGUGGGGGAACUGGCGUGACGCUAAAGACCUGGAGGGACAGACAUACGAGCACCUGAGUGCAGAGGAGCUAGCCCUGAGGAGAGAGAUGAGGAGACCGCAUAAACCCUGUAAGGUCUCCAGGCACAGAGGGUUGCUGGAUCCGUUCCAGCUGAUUCCGUGUCGUGUGUUUGGAAAGGAAAGGCAGGAGCCCUUUCAGGUGAUAGUGUGUGCCGAGGCUCUCCUCAUCAUGGACAUGCAUGCCCAUGUGUCGAUGGGUGAAGUCAUCGGGCUACUGGGAGGAUCCUACAGCGAGGAAGACAACAUCCUGAAGAUUGUUGCAGCGGAGCCGUGUAACAGUGUGAGUACAGGUCUGCAGUGUGAGAUGGACCCUUUGUCUCAGACUCAGGCCUGUGAGCUGUUGUCUAGCCUGUGCUUGGCUGUAGUGGGAUGGUACCACUCUCACCCCACCUUCCACCCAAACCCCUCUAUACGGGAUAUACACACACAGGACCAGUUCCAGAGUUAUUUCUCUCGAGGCGGAGCCCCGUUUAUUGGGAUGAUUGUGAGUCCGUUUGACCCUGCUAACCCCUCCCCCCGCUCCCAAACCACCUGCCUGAUGGUCAGAGAGGACCAAGGACCAGGACCACAGAAGCUGCCCUACAGGUUUGACUACCAGUGUUCACAGCAGCAGCCUGACUGGAGCCAGCUGAUGAGGAGGGCAGAGUGGAUUAUCCACAAGUAUAAACACGCCCACGGCAGUGUCCAGAUGGACAGGCCGUUCCGCAGGGACUCUCAUCUAACCUGUCUGGAGAAGAUGAUGUCAUCUUUAGGGAGGUAUCUGGAGCCCCUGCUAGAGGAGGAGGGAGACCACUUCCUCUCCCAGAUCCACACUCUGUUCCUGUCACACUUUGUUGCUGAGAAACCAAGAGGCGAGGAUGAGGGCGAAACCGCUGACUGCUCAGAUCCAAUCAACACCCAUGCCUUCCCCUUCACUCAGCCAAUCAACAUCAGAGGAACAGAUGACACAGGAACAAAGGAAAACUGGGAGAAUGAAUCGGUCUCGCCCAUUGAUAGUAUAGAAAUGCCUAAUAUAGAAACCACUAACUCACACACAGCUAACCAAGAUAACUUACAUCCAAUGCAGUUUGGUUCUGUGUUGUUAACUGGUCAUGAUUAUCUAUUCUGAAUCUAAUAGAUUUCUCUAUAUAUCCAGUUUGUAAUGCAGUUGAAACAAUAACAAAUCGUUUUCCCUGCCCCUGUUUUGGUAAAAAGCUGGGGGAUGGGGCUGGAGAUAUGUAACCCCUCACAGACAGAGCUAUAGAUACAAGGACUGACCAUCCAUGAUAUAAAAAUGAUUGUUUCAACCAUGUUUUGGAGCUAUAUAGUGUUUGUUUAAAAACAUUGUAGUAAAACAAGUGUAUAUUUUGGGUUCUGAUGGGAUACAACAGUUCAAGAAUCAAUGGGUACAUUAAAUCAUUUAUCGUUCCAAAAAUGAAUGAACCUCCAGAUUGCCCUUUUAA
Messenger RNA from Oncorhynchus kisutch (coho salmon), 3064 nucleotides. RefSeq names its product histone H2A deubiquitinase MYSM1. Bases 73 to 2730 code for a protein of 885 amino acids. The record is from RefSeq and is a predicted model, not a curated record. NCBI's taxonomy places the organism in Eukaryota, Metazoa, Chordata, Actinopteri, Salmoniformes, Salmonidae. Gene Ontology annotation, molecular function: protein binding; metallopeptidase activity. The transcript is spliced from 15 exons.